Molecule: messenger RNA, 1588 nt
Organism: Prunus avium (sweet cherry)
Lineage: Eukaryota; Viridiplantae; Streptophyta; Magnoliopsida; Rosales; Rosaceae
Source: RefSeq, a predicted model, not a curated record
CAGUAAAACCCAAGAGCACAAAACGCAUCCAACUCCAAUUUCCAAGCCAACAACAACAUCUUCUCUUCUUCUCUAGAUCUCCAUUGGGUUCUCUCACUCAUUAUCAAAAGAGCACUAUAAUUAACCCUUAAUCAUAAUUAAGGGUCAUAAAAAACGUUGGGUUUUUAGGUCCCACUGUAUGUUAUUCCUACCAAUCAUGAUAGGGCGUUGACCCCGCAAAGCUCAUCAAUAAACUUGGAAACUGUUAUAGAAUUCUCAGAGAAGCUGAAACUAGCGAGCUAAACUGGUGCUUGAGCACGAAAUCUGCAGCAUACAGACAGGGAGGAGAUAUCUACAAAUUACUGUUUACUUUGGGGAAAUCCGAGUCCAGUUCUAAGGGGCCUGGGUGCUAAACAGAGAAAUUUCAAGUGUAAACAAUGGCAUCCAAAGCCUUGUUCUCAAUCAUUCCACGUGUAAAGCGAAAGGAGGAAAAGGAGGAAAGAAAGAGAUCAUUCUUGAAGAAUGGAAGCAUGUUACUAAAGGAUCUUAUUGCUUCUUGUGAUGGAAAAUCUCAUCCUAUUCGUUGUCACUCUGCUGCUGAGUUCAUCAGAGCUACCAACAACUUUGAUCGUUCUUGCAUUAUAGAUGGAUUACACUACGGGAAAAACAUGUACAAGGGUAUUCUAGACGACCGAACAGUUAUCAUUAAGCAGCAUUAUAGCAUCGACGAGGCUAUUCGUGAUAUUAUCAUAUCAAUGCAGAUGAGCACCCAUAAGAAUUCCUUGAAAUUAUUAGGCUGCUGCUUAGAGUUCGAUACACCGGCUUUGGUGUUUGAAAAUGCAGGAAAAGGAGGUCUCAAAUAUGAUGGGAGUUUAGUAGUGGAUAAUGAAUUAUUACCAUGGAAAACUAGACUGCGUAUUGCAAAGCAGCUUGCUAGUGCACUUACAUACCUACAUACUGCCUUUCCAAGGCCCAUCGUUCAUAGGAGUAUAACAUCCCACUGCAUUUUAUUGGACGAUGACUAUGUUCCCAAACUCUUGGACUUUUCAUUCUCCAUAACCAUUCCUCCUGACCAAUUCUAUGUUCAAGAAAAUUUCGCAAAAGGGACAUUUGGGUACGCGGACCCUACUUACGCAAAUUAUUGUCAAAGUUCAGAAAAAACUGAUGUUUAUAGCUUUGGUGUGCUUUUACUUGUAUUCUUGAUGCGACGAGAAGCUGUGGAUGGAAACUCAGGACAUGAGGAACUUACUAAAGAUCCGAAACUUAAUGUUUCUGAUGGACAGAUUCAAAUAGAGACAAUUGCGGACCCUAAAAUCCUUGAGGAAGUCAGGGGAGAUGAGCAAGCACAACAGCAACUGAAGGAUUUCCUAGCACUGGCAUUGUUGUGCAUCCAAGACCAAAGUGAAGCAAGGCCAGAUAUGAUUGAUGUGGCCAAAGAGCUUGUACGAAUUGACAAGUCUAUCUUGCCUUAACUAGCUAGCUAUUCAAGUUUUAUUUUGCAGUUUGCUGUUUGUAAGACGAAAAUAGGCUAUUCAAGUUUUAUUUUGUUUUUUUUAUGUCGUCCAUGUCGUAGAUAGGGCUAAAGCCUGACCCAAUUUUUUGUAAAACU